AUCCCGAAUUUGUUUUCCGAUCAAUCUGAUUUGGCUUCCGAUACAUCCCGAAGGGAAGGGAAAGUUGAGGUUGCAGUGCGUUAGAAGCCUCGGCCAAUCAAAAGCCACUACCCCUAAACAGCCGAACAAGCCAUACCGAAUCGAGAAUACGACACCGAAUCUGGAAUACGAAAGCUACCAUCAACAAAGCUAGGCUCUUCUGUCCCAGAACAAAAGGUUUGUACAAGCGAGAUUCCAAGAGUCAAGUUUAUUACAGAUCCAACAAGGUCUUUGCACCAGUACUUGAACUGCUUUUCUUGAGUUUGUACAACAUAAGCCUUUAUCCAGGUGACGACACUUUGGCACUGCUCGUUCGCCACUCCUGUCCUUACCUCUCCUUUUCCCUUUUCUACUCAUUUUUCACACGCUCACUUCUUAUUUCUUGUUAUGCGCGCCACACAUUUUCGAUGAUGAACGACACCCAGAAAACGAGCAGUACGACGCACGACAGUGAAGCCAUGGAGAGCAAAGAAAAGAAAGACAUGGCGGGAACAGACGGCGACAUCGUCUAUCCUUCCGGAAUCAAGCUCGCGCUGUUGAUGCUGUCAAUCUUUACUGCCAUGUUCUUGGUGUCCUUAGAUAAACUUAUUAUCUCGACCGCCAUCCCUCAGAUCACCGACGACUUCAAGUCCGCAGACGAUAUUGGCUGGUAUGGUACUGCGUACUUACUUACGAAUUGCGCGUUCCAGCUCGUCUUUGGCAAGCUGUACAAGUUCCUCCCUAUCAAGGCCACCUUUUUGACAUCCAUACUUCUGUUCGAGGCUGGCUCUGCCCUCUGCGGCGCGGCUCCAAGUUCUAUUGCGUUCAUUCUUGGUCGAGCGCUCGCCGGUCUGGGAGCAGGCGGUGUCCUCGCCGGCACGAUGGCCGUUAUGGUGUAUUCUGUUCCACUGCAAAAGCGGCCCAAAUAUCAAGGAUAUUUCGGUGCUGUGUUUGGCGUCUCAUCGGUACUCGGACCUACUGUUGGUGGCGCCUUUACGACACAUGUUACUUGGCGUUGGUGUUUUUAUUUGAAUCUUCCCAUCGGAGGUGCAGUGAUGAUCUUGAUAUUCUUCUUACUUCACAUCCCCGACCGUGCUGCCAACAAGAUGUCUCCCAAAGAGAAGCUUCAGCAAGUGAACAUCCUGGGCCUACUUGGCCUUAUUCCCGGAAUCGUCUGUCUAUGCUUGGCCCUACAGUGGGGCGGCACUAAAUAUACUUGGGGUAAUGGACGAGUGGUAGCUCUACUUGUGCUUGCUUUUGCACUUUUGAUUUUCUUUGCUCUGGUUCAAGUCUGGAAACCUGAACAAGCUAUUAUUGCUCCUCGAGUUUUUGUCCAGCGCAGUAUCGCUGCCGGGUUUUGGACGAGUAUAUGCAUCGGUGCCCAUCAGACAUUAUUUUUGUAUUACCUUCCAAUCUGGUUCCAAGCUAUUAAGGGCAAGACAGCCGUAGACAGUGGUAUCGAUUUGCUCCCUAUGGUACUCCCCAUUGUCUUUGCUUCUAUUGGCAACGGCGAGCUUGUCUCUCGGAUCGGUUAUUACACACCAUCUCUGAUUUUUGGUGUUUGCCUCACAACAAUCGGCUCUGGUCUCUUCACCACCUUUGAACCCAAUACUUCAACAGGGAAAUGGGUAGGAUAUCAAAUUAUAUACGGCUUUGGUCUCGGUUGCUCCUCACAAGCACCAAACAUGGCUGCGCAGACUGUACUGCCCCGCGACGACGUGGCACUCGGCGCGUCGCUGAUGUUUUUCGGACAGACACUUUUUGGUGCCGUAUUUACUUCAGUGGGACAGAACGUGCUCGAUAACCAGUUGACUAAACGCCUCGCCGGCAUCCCGGGUAUCGAUUCCCGGGUAAUCCAAAGCACGGGCGCUACAGACCUUCUCAAGCUCGUCCCGGCUCAGUAUUACACCACAGCGCUCGAUGCGUAUGAUACCUCGCUGCGUGUGGUCUACAGAGUUGGUCUUUGCAUGGCCUGUCUUGCUAUCCUUGGAGCUGCUUCGAUGGAAUUCCGGACUGUCAAGAAGAAGACCCCACCUAAAGACUUGGAGGGCGAGGGCGCUGCUAAAGAAGCCAAUGGUCAACAUGAUUUGAAACAGCAGGAAGCCACGGAUGCCAUGGAAGGAACCAGCGAGAAAGCAACAGCAGGGGCUUUGAAUAAUGAGGAGAAAAUCGACGGCAGGGAGGCAACUACGGCCGACAGCAGCGAGACUGCACAUACGGUCUCCUAGCGGGUGGAAAAGGCUGAGCGGUAGUCAGACGAGGAGAUGAAAGCAGAAGCUUGGGUGAUGGUAGCUUGAGGGUUAUCCUGUACGAUCUUGGGGGGAAAGAAUGGCUUUUCAUUAGAGUAAUAUUAAGUGGAGGCUGGAAGACAGAUCACUUGCUGGUUGGACCAACUGGAAAUAGAAAGUGACUGGAAAAGUUUAUAUAAUAGUUUGCAAU
Molecule: messenger RNA, 2457 nt
Organism: Mollisia scopiformis
Lineage: Eukaryota; Fungi; Ascomycota; Leotiomycetes; Helotiales; Mollisiaceae
Product: putative MFS multidrug transporter
Exons: 4
Coding region: 450-2246 (598 amino acids)
Biological process (GO): transmembrane transport
Molecular function (GO): transmembrane transporter activity
Source: RefSeq, a predicted model, not a curated record